Messenger RNA from Lates calcarifer (barramundi perch), 2031 nucleotides. RefSeq names its product TAM41 mitochondrial translocator assembly and maintenance homolog (gene tamm41). Gene Ontology annotation, molecular function: phosphatidate cytidylyltransferase activity. Lineage: Eukaryota; Metazoa; Chordata; Actinopteri; Centropomidae. The coding region runs from base 234 to 1265 and encodes 343 amino acids. Gene Ontology annotation, cellular component: mitochondrion. Gene Ontology annotation, biological process: CDP-diacylglycerol biosynthetic process; cardiolipin biosynthetic process. The transcript has 8 exons. The record is from RefSeq and is a predicted model, not a curated record.
UCAAGCAGCACAGCUGACCCAAACUGACCCGAUGAAGGUAGUUAAACGAUAAAACUGGUAUAUUUAUUGAUAUCCAGAGGCGGUGGUCGUGUUUAGCGGCACCGGGCCGCUCCGUCUGAAAUGUGCCUCUCACUUCAUGCGGCCGAGACUUCGUUUUACACGUUAUUUACUCGGUUAUCCCGCUCAUAAACCAGCCGGUGUUGCUGCCUAAAAACAGCCCUAGCUAGGUCAAGAUGACUCUUCCAGCCUUGCACAACACCGGUGUGCUUUACAGAAGGAUUCUGUCACAGUUUCCUCAGGACAUCAGCUUAGCUUUUGCCUAUGGAUCUGGUGUUUUCAAACAGCAUGGGACCAGCCAAGGUCAAAUGGAGAAGAACAUGCUGGACUUUGUGUUUGCGGUGGACGACCCGGUGACGUGGCACACCAUGAAUCUGCUGCAAAACCGCAAACACUACUCCAUCCUGAAGCUGCUGGGGCCCACGAUGAUCAGCUCCAUACAAAAUGAACACGGGGCAGCAGUGUACUACAACACGCUGGUGCCUGUGGACGGAAAGAUCAUCAAAUAUGGUGUGAUUAGUACAGAGUCUCUAAUAGACGACCUGAUGCACUGGAAGACCAUGUACGUUGCUGGACGCCUUCACAAACCAGUGAAAAUGUUGGUGCAGAGUGAGAAUGGAAAGCUCCGCGCUGCUUUGGUGGCCAACCUGAAGAGCGCUGUGACGGCCUCCUUCCUCAUGCUGCCAGAGAGCUUCACUGAAGAGGACCUUUUCCUGCAGAUAGCUGGCCUUUCUUAUGCCGGGGAUUUUAGGAUGGUGAUUGGAGAAGACAAAUCCAAGGUGGCCAAUAUCGUCAGAGACAACAUUCAGCACUUCAGGAUUCUGUACAGCAACAUCCUGCGGGACUGCCCUCAAGUGGUCUACAAACCUCAGCAAGGAAAACUUGAGGUGGACAAAAGCCCAGAGGGCCAGUUUAUCCAGCUGAUGGCUUUGCCGCGCACCCUCCAGCAAAGGAUCACGAAGCUGGUGGAUCCGCCAGGGAAGAACCGAGACGUGGAGGAGAUCCUGCUGCAGGUGGCCCAGGACCCGGACUGUGGAGCUGUCGUACAGCAGGGUAUCUCAUCUAUUGUGAAAUCCUCCAGCAUAACACAGAGUAUCAAAGGCAUUGCUACAGCUGGCUUGUGGAAGACCGUGUCGUACAGCUCCAAGAAACUAAUGAAGAUGUGGAAGGGCUGGAGGAGGAAGCCGUCCGUGUCCCAUACGUCCUGAACCCGUCUGUCUUUCUGUCAGUCGACGUCCAUCCUUUGAUUUCACCCUGACAAACUGUGGCUGGAACAAUCGUCCACUUUCCUCCGGUUGUGUCACUCCUCAGUCUGUAUGAAUGGGAUCACUGACGAGGUAUAAUGCUGUCUGAAUAGUUCAGAAUCACCUGUGAAACUGCCCUUUAUCAUGCAUAAAAAUUGUAGAAUAAAGGGUGACAUUUCACAAGUCAGACUGAAAUAUGGCUGACAUUUAAGAGUAGUACAGAUUGGACCUUUCUGAAUGAUCACACACACACACACACACACACACACACACACACACACACACACAGAGGCUGGUGAGGAGCUGCUGAAUAGACUUUUUGGUGACAGGCAGCUAAAAUACUGAGAUAGUUCAUCACUGUCGUCAGAAUAAGGAGAAACUGAUUGAUUCCUUUCAGCUGGUGUUACAUGUUACACACACAUGCACUUCUUAUCUCUGUCUCUCUUUGCCAAAGAUCUCAAAUCUUUCAUCUCUCAACUCUUCACGUGGGUUCCCGGUGGCUGUACAAUGUCUCCGCCAGAUUCCAUGAACUAAAAAUAGGCCCAGACUUUUCUGAGAAGCUGUUAAGUAGGAGUCUGUCGUGUCCUUUAACGUGAUAAAGAUGUUCCUGAUUGUUGAAAGAAACCAUUUCACCUCUGCUCCUGGUCCUCACAUCGAUCAGUUCUUCACAAACACUUGAUGUAGUUUGAUUCAUUUACAAGAACUGGGUUUAAUAAAGUUUUUAAUAUAA